Messenger RNA from Linum tenue, 1488 nucleotides. The record is from the annotation of a GenBank genome assembly. Lineage: Eukaryota; Viridiplantae; Streptophyta; Magnoliopsida; Malpighiales; Linaceae.
GGCGUCCCUCUAUAUAAGGAGUCCAAUCCCCAUUUCUUCCCCUUCGGACUCCACACUAAGACCAGACCAGCCCAGCAUUUUCCAUCGCUAGCUCCCCCACGGUCCUAAACAGAGCAACGCUGCGACCUAAUUGACUUACUACACCUCCCGAAUUUCUCCUAUGUGUAAGGAUUUCCGGCCGCUGCUUUUCUCCCGCUUCUUCUUCUUCUUCCUCCUCCUCCUCUCGGCAUUUCAUCGCGUCUCACAGACUUAGAUUCCGGAGGACUAGUGAUUGGGAAUUUUCACCGAGGACCGGAAUCGAUAGAAAACAGAGAGAGAGAGGAAGAAAUGAAUCGUUUCUUCACUGUAAAGGAAGAGUACCCUGGGGGAUCCGGAAAUCAUUCGCCGGCGGCGAGGAUGUCGUUGACUAUGGUGGCGCCGCAGCCGAUCGAAGGUCUCCACGAGGUCGGGCCGCCGCCGUUCCUGACCAAGACAUUCGAGAUGGUGGACGAUCCGAUCACAAAUCACGUCGUCUCGUGGAGCAGAGGCGGCACCAGCUUCGUGGUCUGGGAUCCUCAUUCCUUCUCCACCAACCUCCUCCCUCGAUUCUUCAAGCACAAUAACUUCUCCAGCUUCGUCCGCCAGCUCAACACUUACGGUUUCCGCAAGAUUGAUCCGGAGCGAUGGGAAUUCGGCAACGAGGAAUUCCUCCAGGGCCACAAGCAUCUGCUGAAGAACAUCCGGCGAAGGAAAGCUCCUCCUAAUUCUCCUUCUCCUCAUCCUUCUUCUUUCCAUUCUCAGACCUUAUCCGUUCCUCCCAAUCAAUUUCACCUUCAUCAUCAUCAAGCAUCGGGGGGCAGCGCCGCCGUCGAGCUCGGCCGGUUCGGUUUCGACGGGGAAAUCGACCGAUUGAAGCGAGACAAACAGGUGCUGACCUUGGAGCUGGUGAAGCUCCGGCAGCAGCAACAGAGCACAAAGGCCUACGUGGCGGAGCUGGAGCAGAGGCUGCAAGGAACCGAGACGAAGCAGCAACAGAUGAUGCAGUUCCUGGCCCGGGCGGUUCGGAACCCGGCCUUCUUGCAUCAGCUGGCGCAGCAGAAGGGGAAGAGGAAAGAGCUGGAGGAAGCCCUGAGCAAGAAGCGGAGGCGGCCGAUUGACCAGGGCCGCGGUAGUAGGACUACCAAUUACGCCCUUGGCGAAUCGAGCAAUCGGCCAGUGAAAACGGAGCCGCUGGAUUACGGAGCAUCGCCGUUUGGAUUGACGGAGCUGGAAGCCCUGGCGCUUGAGAUGCAAGGGUACGGGAAGGGGAUUAGGAAGGAGAGAGAGGAGGAGGAGGAGGAGGAAGUGGAAGAGGACGGUUUCGAAUCUACAUCGGAUCGGGAACUGGAUGAUGGAUUCUGGGAAGAAUUGUUGAGUGAGAGCACCGGCGACGGCGGAGGGGAAGAACAGGAAGACGUCAACACCUUGGCCGAGCGGUUAGGUUACUUGCGCUCAACAAGCCCCAAGUAG